Messenger RNA from Acipenser ruthenus (sterlet), 2954 nucleotides. Its product is annotated as ribosome biogenesis protein SLX9 homolog. Gene Ontology annotation, biological process: regulation of transcription by RNA polymerase II; maturation of SSU-rRNA from tricistronic rRNA transcript (SSU-rRNA, 5.8S rRNA, LSU-rRNA). Lineage: Eukaryota; Metazoa; Chordata; Actinopteri; Acipenseriformes; Acipenseridae. Gene Ontology annotation, cellular component: nucleus; nucleolus; preribosome, small subunit precursor. Gene Ontology annotation, molecular function: RNA polymerase II cis-regulatory region sequence-specific DNA binding; DNA-binding transcription factor activity, RNA polymerase II-specific. The record is from RefSeq and is a predicted model, not a curated record. The coding region runs from base 275 to 1483 and encodes 402 amino acids. The transcript is spliced from 4 exons.
UAAUUACCUGUCAUUUGUGUAUUUAUUUAAAAUGUUCUAUCCUUUAAAAAAAGUUUUAAUUUUUACAGAACUGCCAUACGAUUGACCGCGGAACACAUUGGGUGUGCUUUUGUUUCUACCAGGUCGUCUUUCAGGGGGAUGCUGUUGUGUGGUGACCACGUGGGUUUACUAUGCAUGUAACCAAAACAUCCCUUUAAACAGUGAAUUAUAUAUGCUUUUCUAAAGCGAAGUGGGGGGGUUAUUAGAAUACUUUAAUCAAAAUUGAAAGCUAAGAAUGGUGGGCAAGAUUAAGCGAGUCCGCCAGAAGCUUCAUCAUGAGGCAGUGAAGCUGACGCAGGAGACCGGAGAAAGAUCAUGUAAUUCCAGCCGUGAGUCGGUAAAGCUCCCUCAGCCUGGAGGAUUGCUUAUUUUAAAACCGCCACUCGUAAAUACAUACACUUUGAAGCAUGUUGAUACUGAGGAGACAAUUGAGAAGUUGAGUGGGGAAGACCCGGUUAAGCGCUGGAAUGUUCGAUCGUCUUCCAUCUUUGCUGAAACCAAGAUCAGUCCUGAAGCUCUUGUGCAGUCAUUGGAUUUAGAUGCCACUCGGAGCCCUGUGCCCAUUCAGAAAGGAGAUCAAGAUGCUACUGGUGCUUCUUCAGCCAGCCCUGCUCCAGAGAGGUGGAGGAAACCAAAAUUUAGAGCAAGCGAAAAUGACAUUCUUGUUACUGAGGUCUUAAGAAAUCGAAGGCAUUUAUUUGGAAAUACCAGUAAACCGUGCUCUGCCAGGAAAGCCAUUUGGCAGGAUAUCACUGCUAAGAUCAAUAGAUUGGGGGUUUGGCCAAGGGAUAGACUGGAGGUGCAGAAACGAUGGUUUGAUAUCCGUGCCAAUGUCAGGAAGAAGGCAAACAUCCUUCACCACGACUCCUCGACUCCCGACCAAUCUUCAUCGCCAGAGCCACUGACUCCCAGGAACCAGAGGAUUCUCGCAACCUUUAACCUGCGUGUCUUCAGAGGAUUCCCCAUAGCCUAUUACACUGUACAUGGAGUUAAUAGUGUAACAAAACAAGACUCGGACAAUGAUGAUGAUGAUGAACCACAGGAGCCUCGCAGAAUAAUAACUGUGUCUGAGGAGGAAGGGCAACUAGUACAGCCUAUGGAGGAAGAGAUUCAAGAUCUAGUUGGAGGGAUUAGUGUGCCAAAGAAGGAAGAGGGACUAUCACCACUACCUUCAUCAAGUGCCUUUUGUACGCCUCCAUCCCUUGAGUGUCCCAUAGGGCCUCUUACUCGUUUAUUUGAUGCCCCUCCAGUUGCCCCGUGUCCAAACGCUGCUAGCUCUGUGCCCCAACACCAACCUGUGUCUUUGAGGAGGGGGAUGCUUCGAACGCCCAGGGGACAGUCGAUUGAAGAUGUUCACAGCAAUGUGGGACGCCUCAUGCAGCUCCAGCAAGAGACAAACGCUAUCAUGAGCCGGGUGGAGACACACUUAGCUGACUAUGGCUAGCAGUUUAAGGUUGAUGGUUCAGGCCUUUCUGCAGGUCAGUGCUUGCACUUCCAUGGUUCCACAGGUCCCCAAUUCAGAGAUGUGGUCACCACCACCAGAGUUCAACCCUGCUCCAUGCUCUUCCACCUCAUGUUCUCCAGGCCUCUCUCUGUCCGGCCCUUCUUUACCUCUUGGUAUCUCAACUUUUGCACCCUCGUCAGACUCUUCCGUACUUCACGGUGUCCAAUCAACAGACUGGAAUAAGAAAAUACCUUGAAAUGAAUUAAUUUAGCUUUUGACUGCCACGCAAAUAGACCAUUCCUUCUGUGCACUUUUACAUUGCUCUAUUAAAAUCUAUUUAUAUAAGAGAAAACACUACGGUACAGUGACAAAAAGAUUUGGAUGGGAAAUCAGGUUUUCUGCGAUAGUUUAUGAAGUACUCGACCUAACGGUCUUGUAGUUUAUGACGUCACGUAAACCCUAGAUGAAAUUAUUUUCCUGUAAGUGAAGCCCAUCUGUUUUUGUCAUUCUCUCAUUCUCUCUCUCUCUCUUUCUCAUUAUGCAUUUUUCACGUAUGAAUAUCUUAGUACUGUACAUAUAAUGAAGUAAUAUACUACUACCAGUGCAACAGGUCGCCAACAUUUCUAUAGCAAAAUAGGUUUUAUGGGUGUGAUUCACCAAAUAUUUUGGUUCAAGUUUUAUGUAUACGUAUGUUAAAGUAUAGGACGUUACCAGAAAGAAAGAAAAGAAAAACGUUUUAAGCCUUAGUUAAGUCUUUAACUAAGACUUUAAAAAUAAACCUCUAGUUUCACAGACCCUGAUUAGCACUGACCUUGGACUACCAAAUAUUAGUUCAGGUAAACUUCCAAAUGUUUGUAGUUUUUCUUAGUUUGCAUUAGCUUAACAAAUGUGUACUGUAAACAAUGUUUUAUUCAGAAUUGGAUUUAAAGGGAAAUUUAAAAAUAGCUACAAAGCACCAACUCCCUUAAGAGAUAUGGUGUCCAUAAAUAAAUAGAUCAAAUACAUACACCCAUACAUACAUAUAUUAAAUAAUGAGAAUAGUGCACACCAAAUACUUAUAUUUACUUUUCAAGCUUUCACUAGGCAAAAUUUUACUUCUUAGAAACGUUUUCCAUACAUUCAUUACCUUUAUUUGUGUGCUAACAAAACCUGAAAAAUAACUCCUAAUCAGAGCUUUUUCUGCCAUGUUGUUUAAUUUGCCUGGCAUUAUUUUUAUUAUUUUUAAAAUAUCAAAUAUCGACAACUUACUCAUUUUGGAAAAAUACUGGUGUAGCUUGUGCCUGAGUUUAAUUCAUUCAGAUUCUCAUGUUAGCCGUUGAAAAAAAACUAAAAACCUACCGCUAUAAAUUAGUGGCAGUUACUGGUGCUAUGUUUUGAAUGCAGUUUAUUCAUAUUGUCGCUUUACAGUGCUGGCAGGAUGCAGCCUGCUUGUUUCUCUCCCGGUCGACUAUAAUUAUUAAAAGUGAACUAC